AUGAUUUCGGCGUGCGCAAAAGAGCGAUAUCUCUUCCAACUUCUGAAACCAGCACCUACGGAUGGCUCCAUGAAUGGGUUAGAUCCUGCCAUUGAGGUUAUAUGCACUACUCAUUCUCACCAGACUACGAUGCUUGCAGACCAGGCAAUAUCAAAUAUUGCAGGCAAGCUCCAUAAAUAUCGACUAGCACCAGAUGAAGCUUCUUCCGAAUUCGGGACGUUCUCUGCUAUGAAAAAGAUUUACUCUAUAUCCAGGAUUUUGGAUCAUAUCCCCUAUACGCUUUUGUAUGUUUCUUCUGGUUGGAUGACAUCCAAGAAGGAUACAGAAACCAGCCUGGCAGAAUUGGAAAAACGACUACGGCAUGAUCCUCAGAGAUCCCGAAGAACAUUGACGUAUGCGGCACAAGUAUUCCGGCGGGUUCGGAACCAAAAAUGGCUCGAGGCAUGUGAUCCACUUUACGUGCUCCUCGCAACGCUAUAUAUUUGGUUCUAUGGGCGUACAUUUGAAAUAUCACCAGACCCAGACAGCGCAAUGUGGCCAUCGCUGAAGAUUGAUGAUGAGUCCCUCGAUGAGACUGACUGGGUGAAAUGGGUGGACACUGGUGAGAUGAGAAGACCCCAUAUGGCCGGUAUUGGCUUUUUGAAUGGUAAAAACCAUGGCCACCGCGUAUUGAAAGAAGCCAUUCGAGUACUCUCUAGUGGUCAAGGCUGGCAACACUUUGCUCAUGCUGUCGCGGCCUCGCUUCAACGAAUUUUGUCUGGUCUUGCCCCUUCCUUCAACGAUAUAUAG
This is a messenger RNA of Penicillium soppii, 789 nucleotides long. RefSeq lists its product as uncharacterized. The transcript has a single exon. The record is from RefSeq and is a predicted model, not a curated record. Bases 1 to 789 code for a protein of 262 amino acids. Lineage: Eukaryota; Fungi; Ascomycota; Eurotiomycetes; Eurotiales; Aspergillaceae.